Messenger RNA from Myodes glareolus (Bank vole), 1713 nucleotides. It is a transcript of the gene Copz1, whose product is annotated as coat protein complex I subunit zeta 1. Gene Ontology annotation, biological process: retrograde vesicle-mediated transport, Golgi to endoplasmic reticulum; intra-Golgi vesicle-mediated transport; intracellular protein transport. The record is from RefSeq and is a predicted model, not a curated record. Gene Ontology annotation, cellular component: COPI vesicle coat. NCBI's taxonomy places the organism in Eukaryota, Metazoa, Chordata, Mammalia, Rodentia, Cricetidae.
GGCUUAUCCUUACCCAAUGCUGCUUUCCUGGGGCGGGGCCGCGUGAAGACUCAGAGCCAAUCAGCGGCGACGUACCUUGUGCGCCUCCACGUCGGCAGCAGCUGCGGUCAAGAUGGAGGCACUGAUUUUGGAGCCCUCCCUGUACACUGUCAAGGCCGUCCUGAUUCUGGACAAUGAUGGAGAUCGGCUCUUUGCUAAGUACUAUGACGACACCUAUCCCAGUGUCAAGGAGCAAAAGGCCUUUGAGAAGAACAUUUUCAACAAGACCCAUCGGACAGAUAGUGAAAUUGCUCUGUUGGAAGGGCUGACAGUGGUCUAUAAAAGUAGCAUCGAUCUCUAUUUCUAUGUGAUUGGCAGCUCCUAUGAAAAUGAGUUGAUGCUAAUGGCUGUUCUGAAUUGCCUGUUUGACUCCUUGAGCCAGAUGCUGAGGAAGAAUGUAGAAAAGAGAGCUCUGCUGGAGAACAUGGAGGGGCUCUUCUUGGCUGUGGAUGAAAUUGUAGAUGGAGGGGUGAUCCUAGAGAGCGACCCCCAGCAAGUGGUGCACCGGGUGGCUUUGAGGGGUGAGGACGUCCCCCUUACAGAGCAGACCGUGUCUCAGGUGCUGCAGUCAGCAAAGGAACAGAUCAAGUGGUCCCUCCUUCGGUGAAGAUGUUUCAUGCCCAGUUCCUUGCGCCUCAAACCCCCACAUCUGCUAUGACUUGUUAUCCAGGUCCCCAACAGAUGCUCUUAGGGUCAUGUUGGAGAAUCACAAUGGACCCUGCAUCUCCAUCCUUUCUGGGGUUGUUGUCCCCCACUCCUUCCCACUCAAGGGCAGAUUUGAAUGAGGCAGGGGACACCCUCUUCCUACUACACUGGUUUUCCCACCCCCACAUUCUCUCCUUGAUUUCUUGGCCCUUUUCUAUGGCUGUACUUCAGAUCAAAGCAGGAGAAAGAAUGUGCUGAGUGUUUCCCUUCCUGUGCCCCAAGGGCCCUCAUCCCAGCAGCCCAUAUGUCCAGCAAAGGGGAGGACUCCUUCUUUUAGCCCAAGUGGGUAUGGAGUGGCAGGGGCUGUGCAUCUUUGGCUGUGCAGCUUCUCUCCUUCCUGCUGCCCUGUCCUCAGCUGAGCUGUUGGGGCAGUGAUUUAAAUGCUGUCCGUGAGUGUGUAGGCUCUGCUGUAAUCUGGCCUUUAGCCUCAAAGCUGCUGUGCCUGCCUGUACCUGAGAGCAGCCUACUCUAGGUCUGUACCACACCUCUGUCUGUAGCACCUGCGAGAUCUUUGCCUGGUGUGGCCUCCGGUAGCCUGGAGCAAAGCCAGACCUUGGAACUAAAAGCGAGGUAGCCUCCAGAAAAGUUUCUACACAGAACCAGAAAAAAAGGGUCCUUCAUGACUUGGGCCUUGCCAUGUUCCUUCUCUGCUCUCCCACUCACACUCCUCUGCCUUGGUUCUGCAGGCUGCUGUUGACCUCUCCCUCUCUGCCCCAGCCUUUCCCGCAGCCGAGGGUCUGGUGCCUGCCUUUCUUCUAAGGCUUGGAUUUCCGUCCUUGGGUGAAAUGUUGUCCCUUGACCCCACAUCUCCGUGAAAAUGUCUUAGAAAAAUAUUUGCCUGCAAACAUUCUACCCCCUGCCUUGACUGAAGUGGGCAGACUGGAGGCGGCCUCUGCAAGAAAUGGAGUCAGACGAAGUCCACCUUGUACGCUGCUGUGUGUCAGAGGAAUAAAGUGAAUCUCUUCCAAA